Molecule: messenger RNA, 1725 nt
Organism: Rhizoctonia solani
Lineage: Eukaryota; Fungi; Basidiomycota; Agaricomycetes; Cantharellales; Ceratobasidiaceae
Product: methylenetetrahydrofolate reductase
Exons: 9
Coding region: 1-1725 (574 amino acids)
Biological process (GO): tetrahydrofolate interconversion
Cellular component (GO): cytosol
Molecular function (GO): methylenetetrahydrofolate reductase [NAD(P)H] activity; FAD binding
Source: RefSeq, a predicted model, not a curated record
AUGAAAGUAACGGAAAAAAUUCAACAGGCCGAAAAAGACGGCCGAAUCUGGUGGUCGUUUGAAUAUUUCCCGCCCCGUACCGCACAGGGCUUACAAAACUUGCUGGAUCGUAUCGAGCGCAUGCGCGGUUUGGGCCCCGAGUUUAUCGACAUUACAUGGAACGCGGGCGGACGGACGUCGGACCUCACGAGCGAGCUCGUGAAAACAUGCCAGGGCGUGAUUGGUAUUGAAACAUGCAUGCAUCUUACAUGCACGAAUAUGCCCCAGGAAAAAGUGGAUGUGGCCUUGCGGGAAGCCAAAGCGAAUGGAUGUCGUAACAUUCUAGCUCUACGCGGUGACCCGCCUCUGGACAAGAGGAAUGGACGACCGUCGAAGGGGUUCCAGCACGGGAUCGACCUCACGAUCCAGCUCCCCGAGGCCGAGGCUAAACAAGAGAUGCAAUGGCUCAAGGAAAAGUGCGACGCGGGCGCCAACUUUAUCUUCACCCAGAUGUUCUACGACGCGGACAUGUUUAUUCGCUGGGUCAAGGCGGCCCGCGACGCGGGCAUCACUGUCCCGAUCGUACCAGGCAUCAACCCCAUCCAGACCUGGAACGGCUUUAUUCGGGCGACAACUUUGAGCGGGACGGAUAUACCCCAAGAUUUGAUGGAUAUCCUCGAACCCCACAAGAACAACGACGAAAAAGUCCGAGAGCUGGGCACGAAAAUUGUUUCGGACCUUUGCCGCAAGAUCCUCGAUGCGGGUAUUGGUAUCAAGGGACUGCACUUUUAUACCAUGAACCUCGAAAAGGGUACCAAGAUGUUGCUUGAGGAGCUCAAUCUCGUUCCUCGUGUCGAGACUAUCAAACCUUUGCCUUGGAGGCAGUCUCUUACCCCGACUCGUCGUACCGAGACUAUCCGUCCGAUCUUUUGGGCGAACCGUACCAAGUCGUACCUCUCGCGUACGGAGAACUGGGACGAAUACCCCAAUGGUCGGUUUGGUGAUUCUCGAUCGCCCGCGUACGGAGAACUGGACGGGUAUGGUAUCUGGAUUAAACAAACGCCCGAAGAGGGACGAAAGAUCUGGGGCACCCCGACACCAUUGGUGACGUCAAGGCCCUGUUCACCAAGUUUGCACCCAACAAAUCAAAGCACUUCCGUGGUCCGACCAACCACCAACCACCGAAAUCCCGCAGUCAACGGCGCUCGCAGCGACGACAAGGCCUUUGGUUGGGGACCCAAGAACGGCUACGUCUAUCAAAAGGCCUACCUCGAGUUCUUUGUCCAUCCUAGCCAAUUACAUGCCUUGAUCAAGCGCAUUGAGCGCGACACAAACGUGACUUAUUAUGCCAUCAACAAGCAAGGCGACCUAAAGACAAACUCCACGAGUGAAGGUCCUACCGCGGUCACAUGGGGUGUGUUCCCAGGCAAGGAAGUCAUCCAGCCGACAAUUGUCGAGGCAGUCAGCUUUAUGGCAUGGAAGGACGAGGCCUUUGAGCUCGGAUGUCAGUGGGCCAAGAUCUACGAACCCGAAUCACCGAGCCGAAAGUUGAUUGAAAAUAUGAUGGACGAAUACUUCCUGGUCAACUUUGUACAUAACGACUUCCACGACCGUGAGGCCAUCUUCCGUCCCUUCUUUGCCGAUGCCGGGCUUCAGACAAACGGCGACACCGAAACACCGGCCGUCAACGGCGUUAAACACGUCAACGGCCUAGUGAACGGCCAUUCCACGGCUGUUCGUGCUUGA